Messenger RNA from Phacochoerus africanus (Common warthog), 5254 nucleotides. It is a transcript of the gene RRBP1, whose product is annotated as ribosome binding protein 1. Bases 266 to 4729 code for a protein of 1487 amino acids. The transcript is spliced from 24 exons. Lineage: Eukaryota; Metazoa; Chordata; Mammalia; Artiodactyla; Suidae. Gene Ontology annotation, biological process: protein transport. The record is from RefSeq and is a predicted model, not a curated record. Gene Ontology annotation, cellular component: endoplasmic reticulum membrane.
AGGGGGCCGUUCGCCAGCUCCGAGGCAGAAAGUGCCACGACUCCACACGCGCGCACGCAGCCAGCGAGCGGCCGGAGCGGACGGCAGACGGGGCGGGCGGCGUCGAGGUCGCGGCGCCUGCAGCUGCUCGGAAGCGGCUUUUCGGCGGAGGCUCAGCCGUAUCCUCUUUCCCGGUUUCGCGGCGGCGGCGGCGGCGGCGGCGGCUCCUGCCCUCUCGCUCUCCCUCCCGCGUCUCCCGCUGCAGGUGACAGGAAAGCAAGCCAAGAUGGAUAUUUACGACACUCAAACCUUGGGGGUUGUGGUUUUUGGUGGAUUCAUGGUGGUUUCUGCCAUCGGCAUCUUCCUGGUGUCAACAUUCUCAAUGAAGGAGACGUCGUAUGAAGAAGCUCUAGCCAACCAGCGCAAGGAGAUGGCGAAAACUCACCACCAGAAAGUGGAGAAGAAGAAGAAGGAGAAGACAGUAGAGAAGAAAGGAAAGACCAAGAAAAAGGAAGAGAAGCCCAACGGGAAGAUACCUGACCAUGAGCCAGCCCCUGAUGUGACCAUCCUGCGCAAAGACCCAGUGCACACACCUGCAGUGGCUGUGGCUCCAACCCCAGUCCAGUCCCCUGUGGUCAUUGCGCCUGUAGCCACAGUACCAGCCAUGCCCCAGGAGAAGCUGGCCUCUUCCCCUAAGGACAAAAAGAAGAAGGAAAAAAAAGUGGCAAAGGUGGAACCAGCUGUCAGUUCUGUAGUGAAUUCCGUCCAGGUUCUUACCUCAAAGGCUGCCAUCUUGGAAGCUGCUCCCAAGGAAGUGCCUAUGGUGGUUGUGUCCCCUGUGGGUGCCAAGGGCAGUGCCCCAGCCACCAGCACUGCACAGGGCAAGAAAGCAGAGGGGUCCCAGAACCAGGGCAAAAAGAUGGAGGGGAGCCCCAACCAAGGCAAGAAGGGAGAGGGGGCCUCCAACCAGGGCAAGAAAGGAGAAGGAACCCCCAACCAGGGAAAGAAGGGUGAGGGGACUCCCAACCAGGGCAAGAAGGGAGAGGGGACCCCCAACCAAGGCAAGAAGGGAGAGGGGGCGCCCAACCAGGGCAAGAAGGGAGAGGGGGGCCCCAACCAGGGCAAGAAGGCAGAGGGAACCCCCAACCAAGGCAAGAAGGCAGAGGGGGCCCCCAGCCAGGGCAAGAAGGCAGAGGGAACCCCUAACCAAGGCAAGAAGGCAGAGGGGGCCCCCAGCCAGGGCAAGAAGGCAGAGGGGGCUCAGAAUCAGGGCAAAAAGUCAGAGGGAACCCCCAACCAGGGUAAGAAAGCAGAAGGGGCCCCCAACCAGAGCAAAAAGUCAGAGGGGACCCCCAACCAGAGCAAGAAAGCAGAAGGGGCCCAGAAUCAGGGCAAGAAGGCAGAGGGGGCUCAGAAUCAGGGCAAAAAAGAGGCAGGUACCCCAAACCAGGGCAAAAAGGUAGAGGGGAGCCCCAAUCAAGGCAAAAAGGUAGAAGUGGUUCAAAACCAGAGUAAAAAGGCAGAGGGGGCCCCCAAUCAGAGCAAGAAGACAGAAGGAGCCCAGAAUCAGGGCAAGAAAUCAGAAGGGGCCCAGAAUCAGGGCAAAAAGGCAGAGGGGGCCCCCAACCAGGGCAAGAAGGCAGAAGGGGCCCCCAACCAAGGCAAGAAGGCAGAGGGGACCCAGAAUCAGGGCAAGAAGGCAGAGGGGGCCCCCAGCCAGGGCAAGAAGGUAGAGGGGGCCCCCAACCAGGGCAAGAAGGCAGAAGGAGCCCAGAAUCAGGGCAAGAAGGCAGAGGGGGUCCCCAACCAGGGCAAGAAGGCAGAAGGAUCCCAGAAUCAGGGCAAGAAGGCAGAGGGGUCCUCCAACCAGGGCAAGAAGGGAGAGGGGACCCCCAACCAGGGCAAGAAGGCAGAAGGAACCCAGAAUCAGGGCAAGAAGACAGAAGGGUCCUCCAACCAGGGCAAGAAGGGAGAGGGGACCCCCAACCAGGGCAAGAAGGCAGAAGGAGCCCAGAAUCAGGGCAAGAAGGCAGAGGGGUCCUCCAACCAGGGCAAGAAGGCAGAAGGAGCCCAGAAUCAAGGCAAAAAGGCAGAGGGGUCCUCCAACCAGGGCAAGAAAGCAGAUGGAGGCCAGAAUCAGGGCAAAAAGGCAGAUUCAGUUGCUAAUCAGGGCACAAAGGUGGAGAAUGUUGCAAACCAGGGGAAAAAAGCAGAAGGAGCCUCCAAUCAAGGCAAAAAGGCAGAGGGAGCCUUGAACCAGGGCAAAAAGUCAGAAGGGUCCCCCAACCAAGGCAAAAAGGCGGAUGCAUCUGCCAAUCAGGGUAAAAAGGCAGAGUCAGCUCCUAUCCAGGGUGAAAAUGCAGACAUGGUCCAGAGCCAGGAGGCACCAAAGCAAGAGGCUCCUGCAAAGAAAAGAUCAAGGUCAAAGAAGAAGGGUGAGCCUGGGCCCCCAGAUGCCGACAGCCCACUCUGCCUCCCCUACAAGACGCUGGUCUCCACGGUGGGAAGCAUGGUGUUCAGCGAGGGCGAGGCCCAGCGGCUCAUUGAGAUCCUGUCUGAGAAAGCCGGCGUCCUUCAGGACACGUGGCACAAGGCCACUCAGAAGGGGGACCCUGUGGCCAUUCUGAAACGCCAGCUGGAAGAGAAGGAGAAGCUGCUGGCCACGGAGCAGGAGGAUGCGGCCGUCGCCAAGAGCAAACUGAGGGAGCUCAAUAAGGAGCUGGCAGCGGAAAAGGCCAAGGCAGCAGCCGGGGAGGCCAAGGUGAAAAAGCAGCUGGUGGCCCGGGAGCAGGAGAUCACGGCCGUGCAGGCGCGCAUGCAGGCCAGCUACCGGGAGCACGUGAAGGAGGUGCAGCAGCUGCAGGGCAAGAUCCGGACACUUCAGGAGCAGCUGGAGAAUGGCCCCAAUGCGCAGCUGGCCCGUCUGCAGCAGGAGAACUCCAUCCUGAGGGACGCCUUGAACCAGGCCACGAGCCAGGUGGAGAGCAAGCAGAACGCAGAGCUGGCAAAGCUCCGGCAGGAGCUGGGCAAGGUCAGCAAGGAGCUGGUGGAGAAGUCGGAGGCCGCACGGCAGGAGGAGCAGCAGCGGAAGGCUCUGGAGGCCAAGGCAGCUGCCUUCGAGAAGCAGGUCCUGCAGCUGCAGGCAUCUCACAAGGAGAGUGAGGAGGCCCUGCAGAAGCGCCUGGACGAGGUCAGCCGGGAGCUCUGCCUCUCGCAGACCAGCCACGCCAGCCUCCGGGCGGAUGCCGAGAAGGCCCAGGAGCAGCAGCUGCAGAUGGCCGAGCUGCACAGCAAGCUGCAGUCCUCCGAGGCGGAGGUGAGAGGCAAGCGCGAGGAGCUGAGUGGUCUCCGGGGGCAGCUGGACGAGGCCAGGGCGGAGAACUCACAGCUCACAGACAGGAUCCGCUCCAUCGAAGCCCUACUGGAAGCAAGCCAGGCCCAGGACGCCCAGGCCAGCCGAGCAGAGGCCGACCAGCAGCAGGCCCGCCUCAUGGAGCUGGAGUCGCAGGUGUGGUGUCUGGAGAAGGAAGCCACAGAGCUCAAGGAGGCGGUCGAGCAGCAGAAAGCAAAGAACAACGACCUCCGAGAGAAGAACUGGAAGGCGAUGGAGGCUGUGGCCUCGGCCGAGAGGGCCUGCGAGGAGAAGUUGCGCUCUCUGACCCAGGCCAAGGAGGAGUCCGAGAAGCAGCUCAGCCUGACUGAGGCCCAGACCAAGGAGGCCCUGCUGGCCCUGCUCCCGGCUCUGUCUGUCUCAGCCCACCAGAGUUACGCCGAGUGGCUGCAGGAGGUCAAAGAGAAAGGCCCCGAGUUGCUGAAGCAGCCACCAGUGAACACGGAGCCCUCGGACCUGGCCUCCAAGCUGAGGGAGGCGGAGGAGACCCAGAGCAGCCUGCAGGCCGAGUGCGACCAGUACCGCACCAUCCUGGCUGAGACGGAGGGGAUGCUCAAGGACCUGCAGAAGAGCGUGGAGGAGGAGGAGCAGGUGUGGAAGGCACGAGUCAGCACCACGGAGGAGGAGCUCCAGAAGUCACGAGUCACAGUGAAACAUCUCGAAGAGAUCAUCGAGAAGCUAAAAGGGGAACUUGAAAGUUCAGAUCAGGUGAGGGAGCACACCUCGCAUCUGGAGGCAGAGCUGGAGAAGCACAUGGCAGCCGCCAGCGCCGAGUGCCAGAGCUACGCCAAGGAGGUGGCAGGGUUGAGGCAGCUUUUAUUAGAAUCUCAGUCUCAGCUGGAUGCAGCUAAGAGUGAAGCCCAGAAACAAAGCAGCGAGCUUGCCCUGGUCAGGCAACAGUUGAGUGAGAUGAAGAGCCACGUAGAGGAUGGCGACGUAGCCAGGUCCCCAGCUGUUUCCCCAGAGGCCCCCCCAGCAGAGCAGGACCCCAACAAGCUGAAGACACAGCUGGAGCGGACGGAAGCCCUCCUAGAGGACGAGCAGACACGGCGGCAGAAGCUCACGGCCGAGUUUGAGGAGGCUCAGGAUGCGGCCUGUCGGCUGCAGGGGGAGCUGGAGAAGCUUCGUUGCACCAGUACCCUUGGGUCAGAAGCAGAGGAGGCCAUGCAGCUGAAGGAGAGACUAGAAAAGGAGAAGAAGUUAACCAGUGACCUGGGACGUGCUGCCACCAAACUACAAGAGCUUUUGAAGACAACCCAGGAGCAGCUGGCAAAGGAGAAAGACACAGUGAAAAAGCUGCAGGAGCAGCUGGACAAAUCAGAGGAUGGCAGCAGCUCAAAGGAGGGCACGUCUGUCUGAGUCUCCUGCAGAAAAAGAAGUUACUGUUCAACUUACCAAAAUGCCUUACACAUUCCUUACAAAUAAAUAAACCGACCAACACAGCGAUAUCUGGGCCCAACUUCGGUAGCUCUGAGAAGCCAUUAGAGACGACAGUCUCUUAGCAUCAGAAAUAGAUCUUCCAGACCCCAGUUUGUAAGAGAACCUUUGUCACGCUGGAUAAACACUAUUCCCCAGGACCAGCCCUGGAUCACCGGCCAGCAGACGCCAAAGCCCUCAUCAGCUGUGUGACAGACCUGGGCAGUGUGCUGGGGAGGCCGGGACCUCUGGGUAUCUCUGUGUCAAUCAGUGCAAUUGUUUUGUCGCUCAUGGGGUUGGGGGUCAGGUGGUGGGCAGUCCAGGAGGUGAGUCUCAGAGGCUGCGGAGCAGACUGGAGGGUCACAGCCCAGCGAGGCAGCAGCCUUCACCCCUGGAAGAAGUUACCACCAGAACUGAAGUGUGACCUCCCAGAUGUUAAUGCCAUUAAAACCCAUGUGUCGCCUGGCA